Emys orbicularis (European pond turtle) is the source of this 2973-nucleotide messenger RNA. RefSeq names its product synapse defective Rho GTPase homolog 1 (gene SYDE1). The record is from RefSeq and is a predicted model, not a curated record. Bases 1 to 2973 code for a protein of 990 amino acids. Gene Ontology annotation, cellular component: synaptic membrane. The transcript has 8 exons. Lineage: Eukaryota; Metazoa; Chordata; Testudines; Emydidae. Gene Ontology annotation, biological process: cell migration; signal transduction; regulation of Ras protein signal transduction. Gene Ontology annotation, molecular function: GTPase activator activity.
AUGGCCGAGCUCCUGCUUCGGAGAACGUUCUCCAGGCUGAGGGGCAAAGAGAAGCUCCCCGGGAAGAAGGAGCGAGAGCGCCCCUCGGGGAUGCUGGACUCUCCCAUGGAGCUGGAGCCAGGCCCUGGGCCAGAGCCAACAUCUCAUGACCUCGAUGGGAGCUGUCGGAGAGGGGCAGCCAUCACCGUGUCCAGGAAGCAGAGCUGGGCCAGGUUCUCAUGUGGCAUCCGGGACGUGCCAUGUAGCUCUUACAGCAGGAAGGUGUCUGCCAGCCCCACGGCCUCCGCAGAGCUGCAGGAUGAGGGUGAAGGGGUAGGGCCAGUUGCCUGUGGGCAAGAGACUGACGGGGACCCCCAGUGCCCUCUGCGACCCCAGGAGCUGUUCUCCCCCACCCACACAGGGGGGCCAGCCAUUAAGGAUGAGGCCUGGCUUGUGGAGAGCCCCCCAGACCCAGCGCCCCCCACCCCUCAGCCUGGCCUGGCCCUGGCGACCCCAGCCCCUCAGCCCGGCCUGGCCCCUGGUGAUGAGGAGGCUGAGUCGAUGUGCAGGUAUGUGGAGCUUUGCACCUCCGGCAGUGCUGUGAGGUCUGCCAGUCAUGGCGCCUACUUGCAGAACCUGGAGAGGAGCAGCCGCCACUGGAUCCUCUCCUCGGGCAAGGCCCAGGGCCUGGAGGAGUUGGCCCCCAGCGCCAGCACAGAAUUGAAGGAGGUGGGCGCCAUGGGCAGCGAAGGGGAGAUCUGGUACAACCCCAUCCCUGAAGAUGAGGACGUUGUGGGUGUCAGGCAAGGCACCGAGCCUGGCAGCUCCUGGAGGAAGUGGGGCAGUGGCACAGGGAGCCGGGAAUCUGACAGGGACAAGGCCAGGCCCAGCAGGGCAGAGCCAGGUGAUGAAGGGCCCCCCAGGAGCAUCGCCAGGCAAGUGGAGAGCCCCAGCUCACAGAAUACACCUACCCCAGCUGGGCCAGUGGGCCGAGGCGAGGAGAUGGGUGCCGGCAGGACACAGGCCUAUGGGAAGUUGCCGAUUUCAUGUGUGAACGUGGCUGUGGGGUUGGCUGGCCCAUCCCCGCCGCUGAGCCCCAGCAUCUCCAAGAAGGGGCGCUCCCUGGGCAGGGUGAAGUCCCCGGGCACCGUGCGCCGCCUUUCCCUGAAGAUGAAGAAGCUGCCUGAGCUGAGGAGGAAGCUGAGCCUGCGUAGUGCCCGGCCCCGGGGUCAGGAGCCUGAGGGCAGUGGCAGCACCUCACCCCAGGAUGCCCGCAAGGAGCCGGGGAAUGUCAUCAGCCGCUACCACCUGGACAGCAGCGUGGCAUCCCAGCAGGGCCAACACCGUGCCAAGGCAGCCAGCAAGGGCGGCUACCUGAGUGAUGGUGACUCCCCUGAGCUGCUGGCCAAAGCGGACAAGCGUGCCUGUCCCGGGCCAGAGGGCCAUGACCCUGGGGCCAGGCUGGACGUGGAUGCCUUCCAGCCCUACAGCUCCUUGGAACAGCCGCGCUGUGUGCAGCCCAUCUCAGGCCUAGUCAGUGUCCACCUGCAUGGUGUGGGGGACCUUAAGCCCCCAAAGGCUGAGUCCAGGGAGGUGUUCUGCGUCCUGCAGGUGGACGCAGCCCCCAAGGCGCGCACGGCCCUGCUGCCCUGGACAGCCGCCUUCCUCAGCCUCAACCACACCUUCAACUUGGAACUGGAGGGCGCCCGACACCUCAAGGUCAUUGUCUUCUCCUGGGAUCUGGCUACCUGCCGGAACCGUGUGUGCUGCCAUGGCACCAUUGUCUUGCCCUACGUCUUCAGAGGGUGCAGGGCCCAGCAGCUGGCAGUGCGGCUGGAGCCGCGCGGGCUGCUCUACUGCAAGCUGACGUUGGUGGAGCAGUGGGACAUGCCCAGCAGCCCCAGUGACCGGGAGCCCCGGGUCUUUGGCGUGGAGCUGCGUCACUUGGUGGAAAGGGAGAACACUGCCACCAAGGUGCCGCUGCUGAUCCAGAAAUGCGUCUCCCAGAUCGAGACGCGGGGACUGAAGAUUGUAGGGCUUUACCGGCUGUGUGGCUCGGCAGCUGUGAAGAAGGAGCUGCGUGAUGCCUUCGAGAGGGACAGUGCAGCCGUGACGCUCUCUGAACAGCUGUACCCAGACAUCAACGUCAUCACAGGGAUCCUGAAGGACUAUCUGCGGGAGCUGCCCACGCCCCUCAUCACCAAGACCCUUUACCAGGUGGUGUUGGAGGCCAUGGCGCAGCGACCACCCCAAGACAUGCUUAGCAGGCAGAAUGCAAAGGAGACGAUCGCUCUGCUGGACUGCCUGCCGGAGAUUGAGAAGGCUACGCUGACCGUGCUGCUGGACCAUCUCAGCUUGGUGUCCUCCUUCCACGACUUUAACCGCAUGAACUCCCAAAACAUUGCCGUAUGCUUCGGGCCAGUGUUGCUCAACCAGAAUCAGGAGCCAUGGCGCCAGAGGGCCCGCAGCUACGCCCACUGCGAGGAGAUCUCCAGUGCUGUCGACUUCAAGAGGCACAUUGAGGUGCUGCACUAUCUGCUGCAGGCCUGGCCUGCCCCCUACAGGAAAGGGCGUGGCGUGGAGGGCUGGGAAAGGGCCCAGUCCACCUGCCUGCGGCAGAGGCGCUGUCCUGCACUGCGGCUGGAUCUGCUGGAGAGCGAGGUGGUGGCUCGUCACCGGCCCCGAGGCCUGGAGAGCCCCCCCACCAACCGCUACGCUGGGGAGUGGAGUGUGUGCAGCCAGGAGUAUGGGCUGGUGGCCGGGCUGGGGCACGAGGUCAACUACGCCGAGGUGGCCGGCAGCGACAGCGAGAAUGAGGUGCUGGACCUGCGGGAGGGGCUGGGCGGCCCCAGCCAGACGGUCUUCGUGGGGGACUUUGCCCUGGUUGACGACCCUGAUGCGCCCUUCAGCCCCCGCCUGAACCUGAAGGACUUCGAUGCCCUCAUCUUGGACCUGGAGCGAGAGCUCUCCAAGCAGAUCAACGUGUGCCUGUGA